This is a messenger RNA of Pieris rapae (cabbage white), 2455 nucleotides long. RefSeq names its product IDLSRF-like peptide. The transcript has 5 exons. The coding region runs from base 170 to 760 and encodes 196 amino acids. The record is from RefSeq and is a predicted model, not a curated record. Gene Ontology annotation, molecular function: protein binding. NCBI's taxonomy places the organism in Eukaryota, Metazoa, Arthropoda, Insecta, Lepidoptera, Pieridae.
UCGAAAAUUACCCGCGUAACAGGUAGAGCUACAAUAAGCUUUAAUUUCAGGCUUUCAGAUCUUUCGAAGCUUUCAGUCAAGCUAACACCACCGUAGCGCGCGGACGUGACUUUCUUAUUUGAAUGUGUCAGAAAUAACAAUUGUGAACCAGCCGGCGCAAUAAAACAAUAUGUUACCGUGUAGACUAGCGACGUGCGUGGCUGCGCUUCUCGCACUAUGCUUCGCGCGCGGGGCCGUCUCACUAGACCUCCAACGCCUUUAUGGACACCACACAAAGCGAUCUGAAUACUGUCAUCCAUAUGAGCCGUUUAAGUGUCCCGUGGAUGGAAAUUGCAUCUCCAUACAAUACCUUUGCGAUGGUGCACCAGACUGCAUUGAUGGUUAUGAUGAAGAUUCCAAGCUUUGUACUGCAGCUAAACGACCGCCCGUAGAAGAAACCGCAUCAUUCUUGCAAUCACUAUUGGCUUCACACGGCCCCAACUACUUGGAGAAGUUGUUCGGUAACAAAGCCAGAGAUGCCCUGGAACCACUUGGUGGGGUGGAGAAAGUUGCUAUCGCUCUCUCUGAAUCACAAACUAUAGAGGACUUCGGGGCAGCUUUACACUUGAUGAGAUCAGAUCUCGAACAUUUACGUUCAGUCUUCAUGGCGGUAGAGAACGGUGACCUGGGCAUGCUAAAGUCUCUUGGCAUCAAGGACAGUGAACUCGGAGACGUGAAAUUCUUCUUGGAGAAACUCGUGAACACCGGUUUCCUCGAUUGAGUAGCACCGGAGUCUGCCUCUGACUACUACCAUGUCAUCCAAUUCGGUCCCAUCAGCUCCUCAUUCUAUAGUUACCUUCCCUAUGACACCAUGAAAUAUAAAAGGAAUUAAUCAGUCUCAUUCAUUCGUUCAUUUCGGUUGCGACUCAAUCCGGCCACAGACUCGAACCGAUUUGAAUGAUCAGUUAUUGAUAGAUUAUUUAAAAGGAAUACUCGCGUCAUCAUAAUAACAAAGUGACACAUUGUCAUAUAUCUACUUGUAGUUACGUAGAAAUUAAGUUUAAUUUUAAGUAGAUUUGUCCACGUCGCCCUCAACAACUUUUCUAAACCUUCCACCCAAAGCCAUGUCAGAGGCGACUCCUUAAAUAUAAUGUCCAUUCUAAGCGAGAUAUAAAGCUAAUAUAUAAUAAGUUUGAAUUUUAAUUGAGUUAAAGAAUCUUUAAAAAAAAUAUAGAAUGCAUGCGCUUUAUAUCUGGCUUUCGAAGAUCCAGAGUAGGACCAUUUUAAACAUAUCAAUGUAAAUUAGAUGUAGUUCUAUUAUUAUAUAUUCAUAGUUAUUUAAAGUCUUAGUAUUUUAAAAUCAAUGUAGGUACUUAUAUUUGUGCCCUUAUAAACGAUACAUAUCAAUGAGCGGUGCUCAUAACGGUUACAUAUCAAAAUGUGAUUAUAAUAUAUAAAAUAUGAUAGUGUAAAUUAUUUAAUUCUUUAACAUUGUGAUGCGGGAGAAGACAACGAAUAGUAAUGAUGGCCAUGGAGGCUCUGCGACAAAUUGUAUCAUGGUGAAGGCUGGGUUUUUGUACCAUACGAUGCAAUUGAAAAACGAAACUAAAAAUGGGCAAGGUCAUAAAUUGUAAUUCACAAAAUGUGUUGGUUUAUUCUUUUAUUAAAUAAUUUAUAGUUCAAGUAACUACAAAAUUAUAUAUAUUCUAAAAUUCUACAGAUUUAAAUGAAAUGGUAGCGCCUAAACAAUUACAUGAUUUAAAGGCAACUUCGUUUUUGCUUAGCAAAUAUCAGAAAUAUAAAUUCCAUGGAACAAAUAAAAGGAUUAUUAUAACGUCAUAAUAAAAGAAACAUAUUCUCAACGUCGUUAUUCGAUUUAAUUUAAUUAUUAUAUGUAGGUCUAAUUGUAAGUUAUAGCUUCUAAUAUUUUAACUUGCGUCAGAUGAAUUUCUAGUCUUAAUUAUACUCGUCUACAAUAUAUUCGUAUUAAAAUAGUUAUGUGUUUCGAUCUAUGUAUAUGGCUUAUUCUUAAACGAGUCAAUAAAUAAAUUAUCUUGCAAUCGACUUUAAUUUAUUUACCAACAUAAUUUGACAAUUGCUUAGAUUAAAUUAUACUUGUUAACCCCACGCUUAAAAUAAAAUAGUUAUUAAAUUGCAAUCAAAACCUGUUAAUUAUUAUAUAAAAAAAUCUCGGCGAUUUAAAAGUGACGAUGUUCUUCUCGUCCCUUUUAAGACCUUGAUUUGACAACUGGCAGUAUAUGUAAAAGCAAUUAUUAUUUUUUCUAAAGUUCAUAAGUGUACAUUUAGUUUAGCUAAAUGAAUAAAAGUAUAUUCAGUUUUGAUUUGAUCUGUUUGCCUGCUAUAAUAAUAGCAAGAAAACGAAAUUACCGCUCAAUAAUUUAUUUUUAUGGAGGUAACAUAAAAAACUCUUGAAUGUGUAAGAAAAAUGAUCAAAAUAUUUCUUCGUUUGCCUUUC